This is a messenger RNA of Orbilia oligospora ATCC 24927, 1275 nucleotides long. RefSeq lists its product as uncharacterized. The record is from RefSeq and is a predicted model, not a curated record. Lineage: Eukaryota; Fungi; Ascomycota; Orbiliomycetes; Orbiliales; Orbiliaceae. Bases 1 to 1275 code for a protein of 424 amino acids. The transcript is spliced from 2 exons.
AUGAAGGUUCUUACUCCAUUCAUUUCAUUGCUGGCUUUUAGCGCCGUCCCCGGCGCCAUCGGAGCACCAGUAAUCGACAACGAAGAUGCCAUCGAACGAGCCAAAGUCGAAACCAAAGAACUCACAGCCUUCGAAACGGUAACCGAAACCGCCAAGGCUAGUACGGUGACCAAAGCCGCUACUGUGACCGAACUUGCCACCAGGAUCAUUAGAGUCGGUGCCACGAAUGCGAACGCGAACGUCAAACCCGCGGCUCCAUCCUCGAGUGCAAAACCAUCACCGAAACCUAAUAAUCGCCCCACCAACAAUAAUAACAACAAUGGUGGAAGAAAACCCAAUAACAAUAACAAUAACAAUAAGGGCAGUAGUAUCAAAUAUAUCUAUGUCACCAGGACUUCGGUUAAAUAUGUUACGAGUGUGAAGAAUGUUACGAAGACAAAGGAGGUGGUCAAAACCAAGCAGGUUACGAAUACUAAGGAGGUUACGAAUACCAAGGAGGUUACGAAUACUAAAGAAGUCACAGAAACGAAGUUUGUGACUGAGACAAAGACCGAGACUGAGACUGAGAGUAGUAUUACCUUGGGCGGCAUCAAGCCUUUACCUACCCCGGAUGAUGAAGAAGAGAAGGAAGAAGAGGCACCGAAGGUUACACCCGCUGCCGCUAUUGUUGACGACGAAGAUGAUAAGAAGAAAGACGAAGAGAAGGAAGAAGAGAAGGAAGGAGGAAAGGAGGCAGUAGAAGGAGAAGGAGAUGGACCAGUUAAGAUCGCUACCGCACCAAACCCAUCGAAGACCGAGGAGGGUAAAAUGAAGAUCGCGACUGCACCAAACCCAACUGAUGAAGAGGGAGCAGAGCCUACCACUCCACCAGCGGAGAAGACUGAUGAUGAGAAGAAAGAUGGAGAAGAAGGCGAAGGCGAGAAGGAGGAAAAGUUGAUGAAGAUUCAGACCGUCCCUAACCCUACCGAAGAAGAGGAUGCUACCAAGACCCCUGCUCCUGAAGCAGACACGAAGGCUGAUGAAGCAGACACUAAGGCUGAUGAAGCAGACACUAAGGCUGAUGAAGCAGAUACUAAGGCUGAUGAAGCAGAUACUAAGGCUGAUGGAGCUGAAGAGAAGAAGGACGAUGGGGAAGAAGAAAAGAAGGAAGGUGGUGAUGAGGAGAAGAAGGAUGUUGGGGAAGAAGAGGAAACCAAGGCUGAAGCUAAGAAGGCCGCUCCAACUGACGAGGACUCUGAAGCUGGUUCCGUCGUCGUGCCAGUGGAAGGUAUGUAG